Messenger RNA from Gadus macrocephalus (Pacific cod), 692 nucleotides. Its product is annotated as ATP synthase subunit d, mitochondrial-like. The coding region runs from base 158 to 643 and encodes 161 amino acids. The transcript is spliced from 6 exons. Gene Ontology annotation, biological process: proton motive force-driven ATP synthesis. Gene Ontology annotation, molecular function: proton transmembrane transporter activity. NCBI's taxonomy places the organism in Eukaryota, Metazoa, Chordata, Actinopteri, Gadiformes, Gadidae. The record is from RefSeq and is a predicted model, not a curated record.
CCAAAAUCCCAGUAUCUGGCCUAAUCUAGUUAUUAUCAUACAUGGCGGUCACCAGUGGGGGGCGGUAACUGGCUUCCGCCCUUAACCUUUUGACUGAAGAAAAGUGGCUUCCGCAGUUGCGCACUUUCGCAGAAGACUCUAUCGCUUCGAGAUCACAAUGGCAGGUCGCAGAGUAGCCCUCAAAGCCAUCGACUGGGUGUCGUUCGCCGAGCGCAUCCCAGCCAACCAGAGGAGCAUGUUCAACGCUCUGAAGACCCGCAGCGAUGCCAUCUCUGCCAAGCUAACUUCUCUGCCACCGACCCCUGUCGUCAUUGACUGGAGCCACUACAAGACUAACGUGGCCAAGGCCGGCAUGGUGGACGAGUUUGAGAAGAAGUUCAAGGCUCUGCAGAUCCCUGAGGCUGCGGACACCCAGACCAGUGUAAUCACUGCACAGGAAGCAGAGUCUAACAAGAAUGCAUUGGCCUACGUUGAAGAAUCCAAGGCCCGCAUUGCUCAGUAUGAGGCACAGCUGGCCAAGUUAACCAACAUGAUUCCCUUCGACCAAAUGACUGUCGAGGAUCUCAAUGAUACUUUCCCAGAGACCAAGCUGGACAAGGUCAAGUACCCAUACUGGCCACACAAGCCCAUUGCUGAGCUGUAAUCAUACCCACCUGGAACCUCUCACAAUAAAUAUGUAUUUUAAAUGUCAA